Molecule: messenger RNA, 720 nt
Organism: Trematosphaeria pertusa
Lineage: Eukaryota; Fungi; Ascomycota; Dothideomycetes; Pleosporales; Trematosphaeriaceae
Product: cytochrome P450
Exons: 4
Coding region: 1-720 (239 amino acids)
Molecular function (GO): heme binding; monooxygenase activity; oxidoreductase activity, acting on paired donors, with incorporation or reduction of molecular oxygen
Source: RefSeq, a predicted model, not a curated record
AUGGACUGCCUCCAAUGGAUCAUACAGUCGUCUCAUACUGAUGCGCAAAGAACGAUCGAGAGGCUAGUGCAACAAGCUGGCGCAAUAUUCUUCGCUUCAUCUCAUCAAAUGCCUAUGGCUUUGGUGUAUGCGAUAUACAGCCUUUGCGCGCAUUCGGAGUAUGUUGAGCUUCUACGGACCGAAGCAACCCGCAAACUCGACCCUAAAGCCGACAACCCUUUCAAACAUAUGGUACUUCUGGAUGCAUUCCUUCGGGAAUCGGCCCGAUUGAAUCCGCUCGAUGCUCUUUCCAUCCAAAGAAAAGUCAUGCAGCCCUUCGUGCUUCCCAGUGGCGCGCAAAUACCAGUGGGCAACCUUAUCGCGGUACCGCAGCAAGCAGUUCUGCGAAAUGGAGAGAUUUAUCAUGAUCCGGAGUCGUUCAACCCAUUCAGAUAUCUCUCGGCGGAGGGAAAAUUGCACCAUGGUGGUUUCACGACCAGAUACACGGAUGUGAAUAGCGCAUAUCCUUAUUGGGGAUCUCCUAGGAAGCCAUGUCCGGGAAGAUGGUAUGUUUCAGAAACUAUGAAGUUGGCGCUCCUCCACUUGAUCUUCAACUAUGACUUUAAGCUGGCAAAGGAAAGAUCUCCACGUUCUUUUUUCUGGACGACUGCUCUGGUUCCACGCAUGGACACUAGAGUCCUGCUGAAGGAACGGGAAACCACGAAGUGUGAGACACUUUAG